AUGAACCAAGGCGAGUUGCGAAAGCGCAGGCGACCGGCCAAAUCGUGUGAGCCAUGCCGGCAGCGGAAAGUGCGUUGUGAUCUUCAGCAGCCGUGUGGACCGUGUACACGGACCAAGUCCUCGCUGAACUGCUCCUACCGCGACGAAGGUGCGCUUUCAAGACAGCAAAGCCAGUUCCGUGUUCAACACCGACCCGCCGUUCCUCCCCCUCAACCUCGGGGAAGUGGCCGUCCCCAGCUGACUCCCUCGUCUAUCGGAGCCGAGACCGAAAGCCCAAAUGACGACUUGCAACAAACCGUCCGGGAUCUUGAGGCGCGCCUCGCCGACCUGGAAGCGCGAGUCACUCGUGGUAGGACGAAUGACGUAUCGUCUGCACGAUGCUCGAGGGUUGAACAGGACUUGCGUGCUUUGUCCGACAAGGUCCAGACGGUCCAGGACCAGCUGACCAGGGCGCCGAAUGCCACUGCUCCGGAUGCAAGGGAUCGGACAUCAAUUAGGGCCAUUGCUCCCCGGAUGCGCCACUCGAUGCAAAAGGUCAAGUUCAUGGGACCGUCGCACUGGUCUCACAAGAUGGAUCCGCUCUCCAUCUCUCAGCUUAUGGCGACAAAGGACCCUGAGCCCGCUUUGAACGACGUCAAGUUGAUCAUAAAAGAGUGCCGCGACCUCCGACAGUCGAUCAAGGCACAGCGUUCUGUGAGACUCAACAACCCGUUGCCGGAUGUACGUAGCACAAUCCCGUCCAAGGGAGAGUGUGACGAACUGGUGCAAUGCUACCUGCGCACCUUUGAACCCAUUUACCGCGUCAUACAUGUCCCAUCAUUCUGGACGGAAUACGAUGAGUUCUGGACUCAGGCUCAAUCUACCUUGACUCCUUUCCUUACGAAGCUUCUCCUCAUUCUCGCAAUUGGUACUGUGUUCCGCUCGGGAGAUGGAUCUCUCACGAGGGAAGAGCAUCACCGACUUGCUCAGAACUGGAUAUACGCCGCGCAGUGGUGGUUAGCGGGACCCUCAGAGAAGUCCACACGCAAUCUUGACGGGCUCCAGGUGGCGUGUCUCCUGCUCAUCUCACGAAAGGCAUGUGGUUUCGGAGCAUCCCCUUGGCUGUCUGCAGGGUCCCUGAUGAAGAUGGCAAUAUCAAUGGGAUUACACCGUGACUCGGCAAACUACCCAGCGCUUUCACCACUCCAGGGGGAAAUACGGCGACGCCUCUGGGCGACCGUGCUAGAGUUGGAGUUGCAGGAAUCGCUCGACUUGGCUUCGCCGUGUCUUGUACCAGCCUUCUGGGACACUAAAGCACCGUCGAGCAUUGACGAUCAUACUUUGGCAGCAAACUUGACGACAGUACCCGACGCCGAAGGAGAUGGCCGAGUCACAAAUGCAUCAAUUCAGGUCUUGCUCCAUGACUCGGUCAGAUUGCGUAUGCAAAUCCUUGAGGUGAUACAUGACUGCAAAGAACAGUCGUACCAACGGGCGCUGGACCUAGGCAGCAAAAUGCGAGCAGUCUGCCGUCGAACAGCAGCCGCUUUUAGCUCGAUGAGCGACGGUACCAGCCCGGGCGCGGAAUCGAGUGGAUUCCAGGCAAAGUUCAUUGAUAUUCAGCUACACAGGUAUAUCCUGGCUCUAUACACACCGUUCAUGGUGCAAGCAAGAAAAGACCCUCAAUAUUACUUUGCCCGGAAAGCGUGUCUAGAGUCCGCAGCAAUAAUUGCGGCUUAUGCAGAUGCCCUCGACCUACCGUCCGAUGCACCUGAUGACAUAUGCCGCCUCUUCCUUACCGGAAAGGGCUCUUUCAAGGGUCCGCUCAGCCUCGAUGUGAUAUCCCCGCUCGGUUUGGAGUUGGUCACUCAGCUAGAGGAAGAGCCUUUUACAGGCUUCGAUGGCGAUCCGUUGGACAAGCUUGCGGGAGCUAGCCGCGACCAUCUCAUUCACACCCUUGAACACAUUCUCAACCAGCUCUGCCAAAUAAUCGCCAUGGGAACCCCGAGCAUGAAACGCGCUGGUCUAGCAGCGGCUGUGCUGGGGCAGAUCCGGGCGAUGAAAGCGGAGCAAGAUAUCAAAGAGACCGUAUACGAAACUAUGGCGCAAACUUUCAAGGAUUGCUUUUCGGCGCUGCAGAUGAGCGCUCAGAGGAACGAAGUGACAGAGGCACUCGACGGCACCAGUACAAUAGACUUUGGUGUACCCGACCCAAGUCUGCCUGGGUUUGACAUGGAUCUGACGGAUUCCAUCUUUGGCAUAGACCUUCAGAGUCUGUUUCCAUUUACGGGCCUCGAUAACAGCAUGGGUUCUAUGCUCAGCUGA
Molecule: messenger RNA, 2301 nt
Organism: Aspergillus calidoustus
Lineage: Eukaryota; Fungi; Ascomycota; Eurotiomycetes; Eurotiales; Aspergillaceae
Source: the annotation of a GenBank genome assembly